AGGGGCGGAGCGGGGUGUUCGAGCCCUGUUCAAGCUCUGUUCAAGCCCUGUUCAAGCCCUGUUCAAGCCCUGCUCAAGCCCAUGCCCAAUCCAUGUUCAAGCCCUGCUCAAUCCCUGUUCAAGCCCUGCUCAAUCCCUGUUCAAACCCUGCUCAAGCUCUGUUCAAGCUCUUUUCAAGCCCUGCUCAAGCUCUGUUCAAGCCCUGCUCAAGCUCUGUUCAAGCCAUGCUCAAGCUCUGUUCAAGCCCUGUUCAAGCCCUGCUCAAUCCCUGUUCAAGCCCUGCUCAAUCCCUGCUCAAUCCCUGUUCAAUCCCUGUUCAAGCCCUGCUCAAGCCCUGUUCAAGCCCUGCUCAAUCCCUGUUCAAUCCCUGUUCAAGCCCUGCUCAAGCCCUGCUCAAGCCCUGUUCAAGCCCUGCUCAAUCCCUGCUCAAUCCCUGUUCAAUCCCUGUUCAAUCCCUGCUCAAGCUCUGUUCAAGACCUGUUCAAGCCCUGUUCAAGCCCUGUUCAAGCCCUGUUCAAGCCCUGUUCAAGCCCUGCUCAAGCCCUGUUCAAGCCCUGUUCAAGCCCUGUUCAAGCCCUGUUACAACUAACAUUUUACUCCUUGUAUUUGAGACAAAGUCACACCUUGUCUGGGUGAUUUAGAGAGAUAAUACCAAAUUGUAGCAGACAGAUUUAGUUGUUCGUAUCACAUUUUAAAUGUACAAUCUCUGAGAAAUUGACAAAAAUGCAACAAGUGUUCCAACCAUCCCUUACAAAAGAGGAUACUUAGGUGGAUAUAUUUUCUGUUUCAAUCUUGCAGCCAUUAAAUAAAGGUUAAAUAAAUCAAAUAAAACAUGUAAGAUGUGGGGGGAAAUAAUAUUUGAAUGUUUAAAAAAAUAUAUAUAUAUAUAAAUAAUUGUUUUAUUUUGUUUUAGCAGGGGGUGCUGCAGCACACUCAGCACCCUACUUCCCAUGGCUUUGCUUGCAGCAGAAGGCAGUAUAACACGUUCUCUUCUCUCCCACCCCAGAGUGUCUGGCUGCUGUUAGCUUCUUUCAAAAGGUUCAAGAAGUGGUUCAAUAGAGAAGCUGGCUUCAGAGCAUGAAGAGGACUGGUGUAGAAGAAUCAAGUCAAUAGAAUAUUGAAGCUGGAAGCACAGUUUCCAGAGACGUCGCUGCCUCGGAGCUGAGCUGACAGACGUCCCUACUCUACAUCAGGACUGGGCUGACAGACGUCCUGCUCUACAUCGGGACUGGGCUGACAGACGUCCUGCUCUACAUCAGGACUGGGCUGAAAGACGUCCCUGCUCUACAUCGGGACUGGGCUGACAGACGUCCCUGCUCUACAUCAGGACUGGGCUGACAGACGUCCUGCUCUACAUCAGGACUGGGCUGACAGACGUCCUGCUCUACAUCGGGACUGGGCUGAGCGGAGGCGGUAGUAGACUAGGCAGUGACAGAGACAGGUCACAUGUACGACGUAGUAAAGAACAUUCUACUCUGCUGUUAUGUAUGUUGCUGUAGUCCGGAGACAGACAGGGAGAGGAGAGGACACGUUUUCUUUUUAGAGAAACGGAAGGAACUUACCGUGGAUAGUUUCUGAAAACGUAUUGGAUAGAUUCUAACACAAAGACCUGGUUUGAGAGAGAGAUUUAAGCUCCGUUUUUCGGUGAAAGGUAAGCCAUGUCGUCUGCGGUGGUCGCUGCUUCUCGUAGACAGUCCUGUUAUUUAUGCGACCUGCCCCGCAUGCCCUGGGCUAUGAUCUGGGAUUUUACCGAACCCAUCUGCAGGGGAUGUGUUAACUACGAAGGAGCGGACCGGAUCGAGUUUGUGAUUGAGACAGCCCGGCAGCUGAAGCGGGCUCACGGCUUCCAGGAGGGGAGGUCUCCGGGGCCGGGGAAACAGCAGCAGCUAUCGGGGAAAGAGAUCCAGUCUAACCACCACGCGUCUGGAGGAGACCCCGGAUCCCGGCCGUCACAGCCCCUGGACCGCUACCCCCUUUCCACCUUGGACCGUCCGCUGCGGAUGGGACCGGAGUACCAGUCUGGGAGACAGGCUAACGGAAUUCCGGUACCUAAUGGAUUUCCUAAACCGGACGACCCACACGAGCUCAACCGGCAGAGCCCCAACCCGCAAAGGAAUAACACGGUUCCUCCUAAUCUAAUUCCUCUGGUGAACGGGAACAUGUCCUUGUUACACGUAGUUAACGGCAGAACCGUGUGUCCGAUGGCGAUGGGGCACCCGGGGUCCGAGCACGAGCACGGCGGCGGUAAACGGUUAGUCUCGGUCUCCUGUAGUGACCAGCACGAGAAGGAUAAGCAGCACAUACCUGACAGCCUGACACCGGAGAUAGAGCAUCACAAAGCCCGGGCGGAUGAGUGGAUGAACAAGGGGAAAACAGUCAGGGACUUGAUGGUUCUCCAUACUUUCGACAGCCGGUUGAAGAAGGAUCAUGCAGCCAUGCAACAGAGGGCGAUGGGCUAUGAGCAACAGCAGAACGGAGCUGCUUCCAAAUCAGACAGGGGAAAACACCCACGGACUAUGAAAAGGAAAGCAUCGCCAGAACCUGAGGGGGAGAGAGAGGGAACCGCCGCCAAGCAUAAUGGAGAGGACAGACAGCAGUGGUUACCGGGUCCACCAUCUGACCGUGACGGACAUAAAAUGCCCCCGGGACCACCACCAAGCUUCUCCUCCGUCACCACCAAUACCAUAUCCCCCCACUCACGCACCACCCCACCGGAAGCUGCGCAGAACGGCCAGUCCCCCAUGGCGGCGCUGAUCCUCGCGGCAGACAACGCCGGUGGUGGCGGGAACAGCUCGCCCAAAGACGGGAACCAGGUCCACUCCACCACGCGCCGCAACAGCAGCAGCCCGCUCUCGCCCUCCUCCAUGAACCAGAACCGCCGGCCCACACAGGGUAAGGAGGCAUCCGGCAUUAUGGGGACACUUCACGUGCCAGGGGGUGGAAUGAUGGACCAAGGGCAUCAAAGCAUUCCGGACUCGUCAGUACCCGGGAGCGUACCCCUCUGCUGCACGCUCUGUGACCAGAGGUUAGAGGACACUCACUUUGUUCAGUGUCCGUCGGUUCCCUCGCACAAGUUCUGCUUCCCGUGUUCGCGGCAGAGCAUUAAACAACAAGGAGCCACCGGGGAGGUGUACUGUCCCAGCGGGGAGAAGUGCCCGUUGGUCGGCUCUAACGUACCGUGGGCUUUCAUGCAAGGAGAAAUCGGCACUAUCCUUGCAGGGGACGUCAAAGUAAAAAACGAAAUGGACACUUGAGAUUUUUUUAAUACAUUCCGUUUCUAUAUUUUUGAAAAUAAAGGUAUUUAAUUAUAAUAGAACUGGGCUCUCUCGGCCCUAUUUGUUGAUGUUUAACACGGUUGAUGUAGGCCUACUUCUAGUCAUGCAUCCCAAAAGGCACUCUAUUCCCUAAAUAGGACACUAUUUUUGAGCAGGGACACCCACAGGGACACCCACAGAGCUCUGGUCAAAAGUAGUGCCCUAUUUAGGUUACAGGUUGCCUUUUGGGACGCAGACUCUGUCUGGUGGCUGUUCCUGUUCAAAACCUGACUGAUGAUGACACCCUUCUCUACGAGGUACAUGGCAACCAACUGAAAUGCUUUUAUCUGUGACUUGUAUGCACUUGUUUCAAAAUAAUUGCCAAAUACAAUGUUUGAUGUU
Oncorhynchus mykiss (rainbow trout) is the source of this 3656-nucleotide messenger RNA. Its product is annotated as interferon regulatory factor 2-binding protein 2-A. The record is from RefSeq and is a predicted model, not a curated record. Gene Ontology annotation, molecular function: transcription corepressor activity. Gene Ontology annotation, cellular component: nucleus. Lineage: Eukaryota; Metazoa; Chordata; Actinopteri; Salmoniformes; Salmonidae. Gene Ontology annotation, biological process: regulation of transcription by RNA polymerase II.